UGUCAAACAUUUUGUCACUUUUGCAAAAAAGUCUAAAAAUAAAAUCUGCGGGUGUGUGUGAUUGUUGAAAAAAAUUAUUGAAAAUUUCGUAGUUAUCGCAUCGAAAAACGAAUAAAGAAAAAUGAUUAAUCUAAUCCGUGUCAACGCUAGCAAUAUCAUUAGAAAUGCAAUAACACAUCCAACAUCAACCACCGUACGGUACGGUGGUACGUUCUACCGUACGGGAGCUAUCAAACCAAUGCCAAAAGUGCUUCCAUUCGGUUUCUUGGGCUUAAUUGGAUCUGUUGUACCAGGAUUAUUCAUUGGAGCGGCAAUUAGCAAAAGUGUGGCCAAUUUCUUAGAAGAAAAUGAAUUAUUUGUGCCGUCCGACGACGAUGAUGACGAAGAUUAAAGAAUUUUUGCUUUUUUGUGUCAAACGUUUUUUCGAUUCAAUAAACAAUGCAAAAAAAAAUUUGACAAAUUUAAAUCGAUUGAAUUUUUUUUCUCAAAAUGUAAAAAGCUUUUAUUCAUUUAACAACGUUUAGAAUUUAAUAAAUUAUUUUAUUUUUUUAAUUUUAAUUUUAAUUUUACGUGUCUUUUUCUAAGAAAAAUCUUGCGAGAAUUUACCAAAAUACCGAAUUAAUGUAGACAGAACAGAAAUUAUAAAAUUGAAAAGAUUUUUUUUUGUUUCACAUUGCUCUUCUUCCUGCCAUCGAACUGCUAAGUUACUUUGUAAAUAAUUUUGAAAUAAAUUCAAUUUGUAACUUGUUUA
This is a messenger RNA of Bradysia coprophila, 751 nucleotides long. RefSeq names its product Essential MCU regulator (gene EMRE). Gene Ontology annotation, cellular component: uniplex complex. NCBI's taxonomy places the organism in Eukaryota, Metazoa, Arthropoda, Insecta, Diptera, Sciaridae. Gene Ontology annotation, biological process: mitochondrial calcium ion homeostasis; calcium import into the mitochondrion. The record is from RefSeq and is a predicted model, not a curated record.